This is a messenger RNA of Gavialis gangeticus (Gharial), 4118 nucleotides long. Its product is annotated as WD repeat and coiled-coil-containing protein-like. Gene Ontology annotation, molecular function: kinase binding. Bases 1650 to 3935 code for a protein of 761 amino acids. The record is from RefSeq and is a predicted model, not a curated record. The transcript has 4 exons. Lineage: Eukaryota; Metazoa; Chordata; Crocodylia; Gavialidae.
GCUUACUGUAUUACAUCCCUUUCCUUCUCUAAAUUGAACCCAACGCUCUCAGUUUUUCCUCAGAGGUCGUGUUCUUUAAAUCUCUUGUUUUGGUUGUUCUUUCCUGGAGCCCAUCCAGUUUAUCUGCCUUGUUCUUAAAUCGUGGCACCCUUAGCUAGAUGCAGUGCACCCCUGAGCACUCACAAGGGUGGAUUAGAGCAGAAUAAAUAUCGCCACUGUCUGAGAACUGGCACUUCCAUUUGUACCUUCAAGAAUAACGUGUGUCUUUUUUACAUUAGCUCAUUGGUGAUGUCUUCAGUUUUUCCUCUACUGUAACUCCAGACAGUGCAGUCCUGCUACCUUGUCAAUUAUUUCCAGGUUUUUAUUUGUGCACCUGAUUUUUCUUUCCUAAAGGCAGUAGCAGCAACAGCAGCAUGCCAUAACCAGGAUGUCCCUGACCCCACACAACCCACCUGCUCCUCUCAUAGGUUCCAUACCCCAAAACAUGUCAGAGAGGCUGUGCUGGGACUUCCCCAGGGGCCAUUCUCAGCAUGCUGGCAUCCAAGGUCUCAAAAGUGGCACCCACCUGGAUGAGCAGAACACUUGGGUUCUUCCCCUGUUUCCAGGACUGAUUAUGUAUUUUAUAGUAAACAGUGAUUAAAUAAAAUUCAUAAUCUGUCUUUCAAGGAGGUUUGGAAUCCAGGACUCUGAUUUCUUAGGUAACUGCCCCAUCCCCUUCCAAGUCGUGCUAUCCCUUGUGCUCUCUCUUCUGUCUCUCUUUUUUUAAAAGAAAGAAGCCACAAUCAUCUUUUAUGCGGAACCUGAUCCUAUUGAGGUGUGCUUGACAUAUUUGGAAGAUGGCUAUUGGAAAUAGUGUCUUAGGUAAAUUAAUGUUUAGUUUGAGGAUUCCAGUUGGGCUUAGGGUGCCAAGCUUUUGGGGCAAUCCUAAGUGCCAAGGAUGCUUCACAGUCAGAAGAUGAGAUACCUGUAAAGUGCAGGUACUUCAUGGCUAGACACUAGUUGAGUGGGGGCGGAGGGGGGAUUGUAGUUUAUGAUUUAAGCUUUAUAUAAGUAAUAUUUUGGCACCCAUGUCCAUUAUUGCAUCAAGCCCAUUGUCUGUACAUGCAUGUGCUGUUCUUUUAUACUUGUCCUUAAGACUUUUGAUUUUCAAUUUUUGUACCAUUGCUUUUUUAUUUUCAACUAAUUGAGGAUUCAUGCACAGUGGUGUCCUGUCAUGCUUCCUAUCAGGCCCCUCAGCUGGAUAUUUGGCUUUGUGCCUUUAGUACGAUCUCCUUCAGAAACUACCAGCUCUCCUGAACUCCCUUUCCCUUAUUAUUCCUUCCUGUGGGACCUCACCACAAAUUCCGAGUGUUUGAAGUCCAGCUUGUUUACGUCGUCAGCAUUACUCUGUUGCCCUCACUUCUUCCUUUCCUCAGAAUCUUAAACUUGUUUUAAAAAAAAUUACCAGGAGUGAAUAAAGCUAAGCUGAGGGAUAGCAAAAAGGGUGCAGCUAGGAGACUGAAUCUGAGAGAUUUUUUUGACAAAAUGUGGUGUUUGAACUUGGAGUCAUCAUGAAGGCUGACUUGUGAUUGUGGGUGGAGUUCAAGAGAGUAUCAGAACUUUUCCCUAUACAAUACAAGUACUAGAAAAGAUGUCCCUCAUUAGAAAGAAUGGAGCUUGGAAAGGCAAAACUUCUGAGAACUGGUCUUAAUGCCUUGUGUCAGGCCAUACAUCCUGUGCAUGGUAUAGCCUGGACAGAUGGGAAGCAAGUGAUACUGACUGCUUUACACCUUCAUAAUGGAGAACCAAGGUUUGGUGACUCGAGUGUUGUUGGUCAGUUUGAGCAUGUCCAUGGGCUUUACUGGGGUCCAUGUGCUGCAGAUGCCCCAGCUCUGCUGGCUGUUCAGCAUAAGAAACACAUCACAGUUUGGCAGCUGUGUUAUAACAUUGCAGAAAGAAAUAAACUCUUGGUUUCUCAGAUUUGUGAAACUGGUGAGCCAUUUCCAGUGCUUCCACAAGGUUGUGUGUGGCACCCGAAGAAGGAGAUCUUGGCUGUGCUUACUACAAGGGAUGUCUCAGUCUUACACUCAGUACGUCUCAACAACUCCAGAAUAAAAGCUGACAUCAAAGGUAGUGGUCUAAUCCACUGUGCUUGUUGGACUAAGGAGGGCAAUCGCUUGGUGGUUGGCAUAGGCAGUGCCCUUCAUUCCUACACAUGGGAUGACACUCAGAAGACUUUAAACGCUUGCUCCUUUUGCCCCAUAUUUGAUGUGGGAGGCUACAUCUGUGCUAUAGAAUCUACUUUGAAUUCUCAAGUUGCUGUUACUACUGAGCUUCCACUAGAUAAGAUUUGUGGCUUGAAUGCAGGCAUUGCAUUUGAAGUCCCAGCUAGCAUGGAAAUAGAGUCUUUUCCUUCACAGUCCACUUUGUGUGCUGAUGAAGAGUUCUCCAUGGAUGUGGGCAAAAAAAUGUUAGAGGCAGAGAAACUUGUGCCAGUUACCUCAAUACCUUGUCCAUCUGUCCCUGUGGAUCUAACCCAUAUCUUUUGCAGCAGAGAAAGACCUGAUUCAAGUCCUUUUAUUCACCUGAGGGUCAAGGACUAUUUAACAGGAAGUGGCCAAGAUUCUUCACACCUCAUCCUGGUGACUUUUGAAAGAAGGGUUACCACUACCAAGAAGGUCAGCAUCCCAGGCAUUCUGGUCCCUGACAUAAUGGCUUUUGAUCCUAAAACACAAACUGUAUCAGUAGCCUCCAAUACUUGUAAUAUUAUUUUAGUCUAUUCAUUGACUUCAUCUAAUUUACCCAAUAUCCAACAAAUUCAGCUUGAGAAAAGUGAAAAGCCAAAGGGUUUAUGUUUCUUAACCUAUAAGUUAUUACUUAUUUUGGUUGGAAAGCAGAAAUUCACAGAUCCUGCAUUUCUUCCAUCUUCAAGGUCGGACAAGUACAGCAUCCGUCUGAUGAUCAAAGAAAUAAUCUUUGAAAAUGCUUCUUCAGCAUCUGCUGCUGCUAGUAAUAGCCCCAAUUCUAAUGCCUUUUUAAAUACGCCUGUGAAAAGAGGGCCACCGGAAAAUCUCCCAGCAGAAAUCCACCCUCUGAGUAAUGGACUCCUGAUACCAGGUCAGGGUAUUAUUCAGUCUCCUAACAGCAGAAAAAAACUCAUUGAAGAAAUUAAGAGCCCGGUCUAUGAGAAAAGCCUUUUGUCAAGUGUGAGUGAGCUCAGAGAAAAGAAGAUUUCUGUGGAUUUUCCCACCACUGUGGAAACUUUGGUAGUUGAGCCAAAUAAUCGACCCUCAGCCCUGCAUGGGACACCUACUACGUUUUCCAGUAGACCAGUAUCUCCAAAAAUACAUGUGGAUGAAGUUCCUGAAAUUUCAAAUUUGUCUAAAAAUAAUUUCUUGCUAAGUGAAAAGGAAGUAAGUUACUUAUCUAAAAACAUAGACGGAUUAUGUGGCAGCUUUACAGAAUUACAGAACCACCUUUUGGAGCUAACAGAGCUGCUAAAAUCUGGGAAGAAAUGUCUUCCAGUGUAUCCAUCUUCUCAGGAGCCGGCUUUUGUUAACAUCAUUUUUCAGAAGCAGCCUUCUAGAAGUGGUGCAGAUGAAAAGCGGGCUGUUAUUCUCUGUGAUGGUAAACUCCGUCUAAGCAUAGUCCAGCAGAUUUUCAGCCUUUCCCUUGUUGAAAUGCAACAUGGUUCCUGUUGGAUUGUUCUCGCGUCAGACAGCGAAGGCUUUAUUCCAUUAACAUUCACGUCCAUGCAAGAGGUCAUCAUACGAGAUGCCAGUUCAAAAGGCUACAGUGCCCAGUCCUCCAAAACGUUGGAUAUUAUCAGUUCUACGGAAGGAUAUAGACCCAUUUCUUCUGAGAGUCUGGAUAUCACCAGUUCUUUGGAAAUCCUCAGAGAACAUUCUUCUAAAACUCUUGAUAGUAGCAGUUCUUCAAAUCAGUCGAGCACUUAAAUGUAAUUUUAAUGCUUUUUUUUAAUGCCUAGUUGGUGUUAACAGGACAUUUUUAAAAUCACUCUCAUGUAAGACAGCCUUUAUAUACCACUGCAUAACGGAUGCACCUCAUAAGCUUUCUUUGUAACUAGAUCUUUUACAGUUUUGCUGGAUUCAGUGCUUUGUAAAUCUUGUAAUUAAUUU